Molecule: messenger RNA, 2937 nt
Organism: Betta splendens (Siamese fighting fish)
Lineage: Eukaryota; Metazoa; Chordata; Actinopteri; Anabantiformes; Osphronemidae
Gene: clk2a
Product: CDC-like kinase 2a
Exons: 13
Coding region: 178-1809 (543 amino acids)
Biological process (GO): protein phosphorylation; regulation of RNA splicing
Cellular component (GO): nucleus
Molecular function (GO): ATP binding; protein tyrosine kinase activity
Source: RefSeq, a predicted model, not a curated record
GCGUUAGCGCCGCUAGUCUGAACCAGAACUAGCAGCGUUACUGAGCGGACGGAAAUAAGCUGGCUGCUUGUUAGCAUCGAGCUUCGAACAUCGGGCUAGCUAGAGGGUAAAAGACAGACUUGGAACGCCACCACGGAUUUCUUGUGGGAUAAACGUACAGGCCUCGCCGCUAAAACGAUGCCUCACAACAGGCGGUACUCGUCUUCGGACAGAGACAGUCGGAACAGCUUCCAAGACCGUUACAGAGACCGAGAUAGAGAUCGAGACCGAGAUAGAGAUCGAGACAGAGGGCGAAGACACCGGCACAGAAGAUCACCCACUUACUCCUCCAGCAGCGAGCGGGACAGAAGAGGACGGGGACACAGACAGGAGGGAAGCUUUGCACGUUCGCGGAGUCGUAGUUAUGACAAUCGCUCAGCAGAACACCGGCCAUUUGAACGAAGAUACUGCGAAGGCUACAGACGCUUGGAUCAGAGCCGGGAGCGAGACCGCGACAGAGAAAGGGAGCCACAUGGAGCGGCUGAAAGUUACUAUCCACGCGACUUCACCCCGAACAUGUACGACUACCGCCGUGGCCGCGACAGGGAGCGCGAACGGGACGAGUCGUACAGGCAAAAAGGCAGCAGGCGUAAGCACAAACGAAGGCGGCGUAGAACCAGGUCCUAUAGCCCAUCCACCUCGCGGAGCGACAGCCGGACGCGGGCACUGAGUGUGAGGGACGACGAGGAAGGGCACCUGAUCUGUCGGAGUGGGGACGUCCUGCAAGAGAGAUAUGAGAUUGUCAGCACGUUGGGGGAAGGCACCUUCGGCAGGGUGAUGCAGUGCAUUGACCAUCGCAGGGGAGGAACACACGUUGCCCUAAAAAUCAUUAAGAAUGUGGAGAAGUACAAGGAAGCAGCUCGCCUUGAGAUCAAUGUGUUGGAGAAGAUUAAUGAGAAGGACCCUGAUAACAAAUUCCUCUGUGUACAGAUGUACGACUGGUUCGACUACCACGGUCACAUGUGUCUGUCCUUUGAGCUGCUAUCUCUUAGCACAUUUGACUUCCUCAAGGAAAAUAGUUACCUCCCGUACUCAAUUGGUCAGGUCAGACACAUGGCCUACCAAAUCUGCCUUGCUGUGAAAUUUCUCCAUGACAAUAAACUGACACACACAGAUUUAAAGCCAGAGAACAUCUUGUUUGUCAACUCAGACUUUACAAUGUCCUACAAUGUGGACAAGAAACAAGAAGAGCGGAUGGUAAAAAGCACAGCAAUCCGUGUAGUGGACUUCGGCAGUGCCACUUUUGACCAUGAGCACCACAGCACCAUUGUAUCAACGCGGCAUUAUCGUGCCCCUGAGGUCAUCUUAGAGCUGGGAUGGAGCCAUCCAUGUGACGUGUGGAGCAUUGGCUGUAUCCUCUUUGAGUACUACCUGGGCUUCACCUUGUUUCAGACUCAUGACAACAGGGAGCAUUUGGCCAUGAUGGAGAGAAUCCUGGGACCAGUACCCUCUAGGAUGAUACGAAAAACGAGUCGCCUGUGUCCUCCCAGGAAGCAGAAAUAUUUCUAUCGUGGCCGUCUGGAUUGGGAUGAGAGCUCCUCUGCAGGGAAAUAUGUCAGAGAAAACUGCAAACCUUUACGGCGGUACCUGCUGUCGGAGGCGGAGGAGCACCACCAGUUGUUUGACCUCAUAGAAAGCAUGUUGGAGUACGAACCCACUAAGAGGCUGGUGCUGGCCGACUCCCUUAAACACCCUUACUUCGACAGCGGAGGUAUUGGUGAGGCAGCAAGCAGCAAGAACUGGGAAGGCAACCGUGACAUUAGUCGGUGACCCACAAACCGGCAAAGACUGAGUAACAGAGGAUAAAUUUUAUACGUGGAGCAAGUGAACUGUUGAAUUCACUCGGACUUCAGGUGUUUCGUCGUUUUGCAUCAAAGCAUGGAAACCUUAACUUCCUGCUCCUUCACCCUGUCCCUGACCUCGACUCUGCAGCCACAGAAGGCAUGGUUAUCGCAGCAGAGAGACCAAAAUAACUCAAAACUGACUCAAAGCUCAACCAAGUCUCUUUCUGGUGAUCACGGCGCCAAUAGAGGACAAAAAUCUUAAAUAGAAAAGUGUCUGUAACUAAAGUAGCCCUCUAUGCAGCUCUGUCUUCCUUUUGAAUCUCAAAUCACCUUCCUAUCAAACAUCUGUUCGUUUUAUUUUCAUCUGCAUGUGAUGAAAGUCACUCACCUUCUAAUGAUAUAAGCACUACAUUACAUAAAAUCGCUUAGAAGAAAUUAAAGAAAUGUGGUCAAGUCUAAGAAAAAGGUGAUAUGAGAGAAAAUUGUAACUGCAGUGCAAAUCCCCUUUCAAAAAUACAACAACAUAUGAAAACACAUCAAGUCAGGAAAAUGUAAUUGCACAUUUUCUUUGAGAGUGCUAGGAUCUUCAAGAUUUUGUUUACAUUUCUGUUAAGCGUGCACUUGCAUUGCAUAUUUCUCUUUUGAUAUGUGGAGCCUUGCCAUUAUUCUCAGGUCAUGAGGCCUGUUACUUUUGCCAGGGAUGGUUGAUGCUCCACACAGGUCUGUGUGGCCUGUCUUAUUGAUAGAUGUGUUUCUGUUAUGCAAUGCUUUACUUGUGAGUGUGUGUGAGUGUAUGUGUGUGUGUGCACGUGUAAAUGUGAGGAUGGGGAGCUUUUAUGUUCAUGUUUUGCUCUGUGACUUCUUAAUGGUUCUGCAUUAUUCUUGGAAAAGCGUUGCAUUUUUCCAUCAACAGACAAAACGAACGGCCUUCUGUGUGGUUUGGUUGUACGUCUCUGAGCUCAAGCACAGCUGCUGGUGGGGACUGGUGAGCCACACACAACUCUUGUAUUUAUUUUCAAUAUUGGUAGGUCAUAGACUCCACUCCUCAUCUGUAUAUGACUCUCGUUUUUUUUUUGUUUGUUUUGUAUGAGAAUAAAACGUAUAAAGUUGUGUA